CAUAGGAGGCUGGGCGGGGCUUAGCUCACCUGGCCCAGGUAUUGCUGUGUGUGUGUGUCGUGCGCCUUUGCUGGAAGAGAAACAAACUGAGCUCCAGGGACCUCCACUCACCCUCCUUCCUAUGAAGUUUCCCUCAGAGCAAUGGAGUGAGGGGCUACAGAAGGGAGACCCCCCAGGAGCACAAAUGCAGAAUUAUGGGAACGAGGGGGGAGAGGGGGCAGCAAGUCCAGACACAGCCCAGGAUGCCCCUGGAUUAGAGUCUGGCAUCUCCCAAGAUGGGACCAACCUCCAAACCCAAAGAUCCACCGAGCAGGCGCCCCCCACACCCUCUGGGCCAACUCGUGAGACCUGGGGAGGGAAGUACGAGUUCCUGCUCUCCUGUAUUGGAUAUUGUGUGGGACUGGGCAAUGUCUGGAGGUUCCCCUAUCUCUGCUACCGUAAUGGGGGAGGAGCCUUCCUCAUCCCUUACUCAAUCAUGCUGUUCUUCACUGGGCUCCCACUCUUCCUCAUGGAGCUGAGUUUGGGCCAAUAUGGAGCCGCUGGACCCAUAACAGUGUGGAAGUGUUGCCCCAUCCUUAAAGGGAUCGGCAUCGGGAUGCUCCUGGUAUCGACUCUGGUCUCCCUUUAUUAUAACGUUAUUAUUGCCUGGACUUUCUUUUACCUGGGUCAGUCCUUCCAGAGCCCCCUGCCCUGGUCCUGUGAAUCGCCCCUGUACUCCCAGCUCUGCCAGAAUGUCUCAAGCAAUGGCUCAAAGUUCAGCGCAACAGAAGCCUUCUGGAAUGAGAAAGUCCUGGGAGUCGUGCACAGCAGUGGCCUGGAUGACCCGGGUCCAGUCCGAUGGGAAUUGGCGCUGUGUUUGUUGGCAGCCUGGAUCAUCAUCUUCCUCUGCAUGCUGAAGGGCAUCCAUAGCUCUGGCAAGGUUGUCUAUUUCACUGCCACGUUCCCCUACUUUGUCAUCAUUGUGCUGCUUAUAAGAGGGGCCACACUGGAAGGCUCCAUAGAUGGUGUGAAAUUCUACCUGACAGCUGAUUGGAAGAGACUACAAAGUGCUCAGGUGUGGAAUGAUGCAGCUUCACAGAUCUUUUACUCCCUCGGGAUUGGAUUUGGGGGGCUGCUUUCCAUGGCUUCCUACAAUAAGUUUGAUAAUAAUGUUAUCAGAGACACGUUGGUCAUCGCCAUUGGGAACUGCUCCACAAGCUUCUUUGCCGGCUUUGCCAUUUUCUCUGUGUUGGGCCAUAUGGCCUGGAAAAAGGGGGUGCCAGUGGGAGAGGUGGCGGAUUCCGGUCCGGGUUUGGCUUUUGUAGCUUACCCAGAAGCUCUUGCUCUGCUGCCAGGCUCAGUGUUUUGGUCUAUCCUGUUCUUCCUGAUGUUGUUCACCUUGGGAGUAGACACUCUGUUUGGGAACAUGGAGGGGAUCACGACAGCCAUACUAGAUGAGAUCCCAUCUCUGCGAGACUGGAAAAAGAAAACUAUAUUUCUGGGCAUCCUCUGCUUUUGCUUCUACCUGCUGGGGCUCCUACUCAUCACUCAGGGAGGAAUAUACUGGUUCACUCUCAUAGACUCGUACAGCACAAGUUUUGGCCUCAUCAUCAUUGCCCUGUUCAUGUGCCUUGGAAUCUCUUUCUUUUAUGGUGUCAACCAGUUUUGCCAGGACAUAGUGGACAUGGUGUGCAGGUGUCCCCCCUGGUGCACUAAAGUCCUGUGGUACUUCAAAGCCUGCUGGGCGUUCAUUACCCCUCUCCUAUUACUGUUUAUCCUGUUCUAUAUAUUCCUGGAGAUGUACAACACGCCUCUGCACUAUGGCUCCUACGAGUACCCUCACUGGGGGAAGGCUCUGGGAAUUUGUAUGGGCACACUCUGCUGCAUUCAGAUCCCAAUCUGGGCGACUGUAGCAGUAUUCAGAGAGACCGGAACCCUCAAGGAUAGAUUUAAGAAAUCCCUGCGCCCGUUAAACACCUGGCGCAAUGCCAACAGCCCACAGGAGCAUAGCAGUGCCAUCAUCGAUGUGCCCUACACAGUCAAUCUGACAGAGCAGGAUUUCUCAGAUGCCGUAUGGCAGGGGGCAGGAAUGCUGGAGCACUGAUAGCAAUUGGGACCUAGGGCAAGUCAGUGUACAACUCCAACAAGGAGGAGGAGGCAUUUAGGACUAAAUUAAAUAUGAACAUGGAAACCAGAGGACUUGCCUUCACCAUUAGGUUCCACUGUGUACUGAGGUCCCAGUAAAGGCAUAAGAAGAAAAUAUAUCCAGGUCUCCUUCAGGGAUGAGCAAGCUGCAUCCUUGGCCCAUCAUUGUGUUCUGGUUCUAGUUGCAGUAGAACAGCUCUAGUGCCAUGAGGUUCUGAUGAUGGGCCCCACUUACCCUACCAGACAUUGAACUAUUGUUUACAUGAUCCUCUGGGUAUCUUAUAGGACAGAGCAUCACCGCAAGGUUAUCAUUGCUGCCAUUACAAGGGGAAGCACCACUCCAUGCUCAGAAGAAGCUUCUCUUUAUCCAUAACGAUACUCAUUACUCAGCGUCAGAGCAGCACAUUGUAUCAUAGCUCUGCUUAUAACUCAGGAAUACACAGGACUUGCGAUACCAAAUGGGAAUGGCGCAUCCAAGGAACUGACACCAGCAGAACCUGUACAAGGAGCACCAAUUCCUGUCCAAGUCACAUCAUUGGAACCAACUAUAGUGGAUUGUUACAAACCUGACAACACUACCUACCUGCUUCCUUUCUCUACUUCCUGGUCUUGUGCCGAGAAAAGCUCCACCUUCCCCAAAGGGGUGGGACACUAAGAUGGAUCCUGGCUUUUUGGUGAAUGAACAUUUGCUAUUAUCAUCCAUUGGAACUAUAAUUAAAGUGCAUCAUGUCUCUUCCAUGACCUGAAACAGGAGAAUACGGUGCUACAGGCAGUUACGACUGCCCAACAAACCCCUGAAUAUUGAGGCAAAGCAAGUUCUCAAGUGCAACGGGGUCAAUAUAGUAACACUGGGCAAAUUAGCUCUGGUGCAGUAACCCAAGGCCACCAAUCAAAUGUUUCCCUUUACCCAUUUUAUUUGCUACAAACUCAUCACUGGUCGCCAUUUGGUUUGUGCCCGGGUUACGGUGCCAGUCUAUUUACUGAAACACCUGAAAGGAAGUAAACUGAUUCUAUCAACUUAUUAUUUAUUGAUUUUGUAAGUAGAAUGUACAGUUUCUAAGUUUGUUUUUAAACCCUUCAGUAUAUUUGUCUCUUCCUGGUCUUUAUGAUUCUUACAGACCGGGGCAAAUAGGUCCUCUUUCAUUGCCACUGGAUUGAGGCUAAUGCCACAUGCGGCAGUUCCAUAGCCAGUGUAUUUCCAGCAGUGGAGAAAUGCCCCAAAUCCCCUGUUCCACCUCCUAUUGACUUCAAUGGAAUCUGCCAAUCCAUGAGACGGACAUGUACUUGGUGGUGCAGGAGGUGCCCCUCCCUGCUGCCAAUUGCCACCUGUAAAGCAGGUCAUAAAAAUCCCAGAAUCCCCUUGUAUGAGUUAUACAGUUACCUACCUCCAGGGCAGAGUUUUACCCAAAAGUUCUAAUACAAAUCUGCCAAUGUGAGCUGUUCCAGUGAUACCCAAUGGACUGAGACCCCUCAGAAGCCCCUCCCACAGACCAAACAGCAGGACCAAUCAGUACAAUAUGUACAAGGAUGGGUCCCACCAUGGCAACAUUUCCAUCUCUAUGUGCAAUUAAUAUCAAUAAAAUGUGCAAAUACGCAAA
Xenopus laevis (African clawed frog) is the source of this 3722-nucleotide messenger RNA. It is a transcript of the gene slc6a7l.L, whose product is annotated as sodium-dependent proline transporter-like. The transcript is spliced from 15 exons. The coding region runs from base 122 to 2083 and encodes 653 amino acids. Lineage: Eukaryota; Metazoa; Chordata; Amphibia; Anura; Pipidae. The record is from RefSeq and is a predicted model, not a curated record.